Molecule: messenger RNA, 3287 nt
Organism: Vitrella brassicaformis
Lineage: Eukaryota; Vitrellaceae
Source: the annotation of a GenBank genome assembly
CGCGCGUGUCUGCUCAGCGGCAGCACUGGAUCAUGCCUGCACACAACACAACACAACACAACACAACACCACACCACCACACACAAGAGAGAGAGAGACAGAACAGAUGACCACAGGCGAGACACGGCUGUCUGUGCGUGUUUCCGUGUGUGUGGGUAGGUUUGCUGACUGCCUUACCGGGUGCGGCCUGGAUGGCUUCAGGGAACGGCAUACCCCCGGCGGGCAGGUGGAUGUGCCGGCCAUGUGGCUGGAUGGGCGGCUGGACGGGCGGCGACGGCUCGAGGACAGGAACAGAAUGCUGGACGGGCGGCGACGGCUCGAGGACAGGAACAGAAUGCGUCAUCUGCAUGAGACACGCACGCACACACGAGAGACAUGACGCGGCCCCAUCCACGCGACGCGCAUGUGUGUCUGUCGGUGCUUACGGUCAUGACGGGAGGAGGAGGUGUCAUCGCAGGCCCCUUGUAGCCGCACUGCUCAGGCGUCAGCUUGUGCGCGCGCAUCUGGCACGUUAACACACACACAGAAACAUACACAGAGCCGUGUAUCGCCGUGUAUGUAUCUUCGUCCGUCCGUGUGUGUGUGUGUGUGUCUCAUGGAUAGACUACGAUUUCGAGCUGCUCCUGUGUGGGGAUCCAUCCGGCGGGUGGUCCGUCCAGUAUGGUCUCGAUGAGCUCCCCGACCUUCUCAGGCGGGCCGCACCACGUCUGCCCGUCGCGCAUCAUGUGAGGGGGCGGCAGCACACCCGGAUAGAUGAUCGCCCCCUCGGGGUAUUGCGGGCCAGUCGUCUCAACACGAGCCUCAAUGGUCGUCGGAGCUGAACCACACACAUACAGACGCGGACGGACAGACAGGUGGCCGUGUGGGCGCGGUCUCUGAGUGUGUCUGGUCAGGCUCGUCUCUCUCUCUCUCUGUGUGUGUGUGUGUGUCUGAGGCCGACCCUCUCCAGGCGGCAGUGGGAUGGGUUCGCUCAGCAUCUUGAACUGGUUGAGGUCCACACCACGGGCGGCGAACAGCUCCACCAGCUGAGCGUGCGUGAUGGGGAAUCCUGCAGCAGACACACAAAUUGUGUGUGCGUGUGUGUGUGUCUGUUGUGCCGACCUACCUGGAGGGAUGUCGAUCGUGACGUUGCAUUUGAUGACCGGGACGACGACGAAGUUGGUGGGGCCCGGGGGCAGCAUCUUGGUCGUGCGGUGGGGGAGCGUCUGCACACGCGCCACACGCCACACCCGACACAUUCACAUGAGACAUUGAGACAGGGAGGGAGGGAGCGUUAGCUCCGCACAUGUGUGUGUCUGUGUGUGUGUCUUUGCUGACAGACUGACCACGGGGUAUUUGUUGUACUUAUAUUCGUAGACGGGCACCUCAUAGGGCCUCUCAAUGUCCUUGUACCUGCACACACACAUUGCACACCCAUGACACCAGCACCGACAAUCCUUCUCUCUGUGCAUGUGUGUGUGAGGGUGUGUGCAUCGAGCAUUAUUGCCUCACGUGAUAUAAGGCACCUCACGGUCGAUCACCUCCUCGCUGCCCACGGCCAAUACACGCACACACACACACACACACACGCACGCAGACAGACGAAGAGGGAGAGAGAACAUUGCAGGGCCCGUGGGUGUGUGCGUGCAUUUGUGUGUGUGAUUGUUGACGUCCCCACCGCUCCACCACCACCUCCUUCCACACAGGAACCACAGGGCCGGGCACAGGCACAUCGCGGAACUGCACGAGGGAGGGAGGGACACACAGAGAGAAACAUGACCAUGGAAGGAUGGAUGGAUCGACGGAUGGAUGGACGGAUGGUGGACGAAGUGGCUGGCUGACCUGCUCCUGGACGAUGUAUUUGGGGACCUCCUUGACGACUUGGACGGGCACGUCGACGUACUGGGGCACGGGCAUCUUCUCCACGCGCUCGAUGGUCUUAACCUCCACCUUGGGCACGUACUUGAUCACCGGCACUCUGACCUGAGAUGGAAACAUAUGGACGAUGGACAAAUCUGCUCUCUCUCUCUCUCUCUGUGUGUGUGUGUGUGUGUGUGUGUGCAUGUGUUGGUUACGUCAACAGGCACUGCUCUGGGCACCUCUUUCACCACCUCCACCACAUGAGGCACCUGCAUGUGGACACGCAUAAGGAGACGCAUGUGUGUGUGGUGGGUGGGAGGAGGGCAUGUUGACGUGUGUGGCGUGUUGGUGUACCUCGACGACUUUGUCCUUGUACUCGACGACGGGGACCUCCUGGACGCGCUCGACCGUCUUGACCACCGUCUUGGGUACCACACGCUCCUGCACCAACAGCAGACACGCACAGAGAGAGAGAGAGAGAGGGAGGAAAGGCAGGAGAGACACGGAUUAAUGGGAUUUGUCCGUCCCUGUCUCUUUCUCUGUGUGUGUGAGGCUGUGAGGCUUACGAUGGUCUUGACUUCGACUUUGGGGACAUACUUGUUCACCACCUGCACCUGUGGCACCUGCACCAUACGAAGACACACACGAAGUCUGUCUCGAUGUCGAUGUGGGUAUGUGAUGUGUCUUUUCUGUUCUGGUUGGCCUGCCUACCUCGACGACUCUGUCGACGUGCUGCACGACUGGCACCUCCACCUUGCGCUCGAUCCACGAGUGGCUGAGCUCCGGGACGUACUUGACCACCUCAUGCACCUCCUGCUUGGGGACGAUCUUCUGCGUGUAAACAGGCACCUGACGCUCGGCCACAACGUCCUCGUAGUGCACGUCGCUGUAGACGGGCACCUCCACCUCAACCUGACGGAUGGAUGGAUGGACAACACACACAAUGAAGGACACACAGCAGGCGCAGUCGAUGCCCUCCCUCCUUGCUGCCCGGUCGGCCCCCGUUGGCAUUCACUCACUCACUCGUCGAGUCCCUGUCUGCACUUGGCCGGCGGGUGCGGUGGUGCGGCCGAGGCGGACCAGCUGAGAGUACGUCAGGUCGCCCUCACCACCUGCAUGCGAUAAACACAAGACAUGACGACAUAACACACAUCCCCGCAGCCCCAUUUCCCCCACCACCAGCCUUUCCCCCUGUGUGCGCCCCUUCCCCCGUUCCCCUCGCUCUCACUCACCUUGCUGCCCCUGCUGCCCCUGUCCAAGGGCGUCACGGACGCUUACGGGCUGUCCGGCUGAGGGGCUGGCCUGCGCGAAGGCCGCCGCCAGAGGGGAGCCGGAGGGGGCCGGGCUACUCAUGAUGAAAUCGAUGGGGUGGGGCGGAGAUGUAAUACGUUGACAGACGAAGAGGAGUAACACACGCGCAAAGGGGAGGGGCUGAUGGGGGAACAGAG